Messenger RNA from Daktulosphaira vitifoliae (grape phylloxera), 672 nucleotides. Its product is annotated as transmembrane protein 256 homolog. NCBI's taxonomy places the organism in Eukaryota, Metazoa, Arthropoda, Insecta, Hemiptera, Phylloxeridae. Bases 134 to 643 code for a protein of 169 amino acids. The transcript has 5 exons. The record is from RefSeq and is a predicted model, not a curated record.
AUGUCAGAAAUAUAAUCAUAAAAGUGAAUAUUGUUACCAGACUACAGUUAACUGUCGUCCUUGUGUGGAACUCAAGCAAGAACUGUUGUUCAAACAAAUUUGUUAUUACAAGGAUUUUUAAAGUACAUAUAUUAUGAACCCAGAUUCAUUGCAAGAAGCCGUGAAAUGGGUUGCUUAUAAGAAUCCAGUUGUUACAAACUCUAUUCAUGGUUUUAAUUCAAUGUUGCAUUGGAUCGGUUUGACCAGUGGAAGUGAACAGAAAAAUCUGGUUAAAAUGGAUAGUCGUAGUUUAAUACAAUUGAUUGGAAAAAAUAUUUAUUUUUAUAAAAUUGCUGGUGUAUUAGGGGCAUCGGCCCUUAUUUUAGGGGCAUAUGGUGCACAUGUUGUAUCUCACAAAGCUACUCCAGAAGAGGCUAAAAAUUUUGAAACUGGAAAUCGAUUACAUUUCUAUCAUACCUUGGCAUUAUUUGUAGUUCCAUUUUGUCGAUUUCCUGUUGUGACUGGAAGCCUUUUUAUUAGUGGCACAAUUUUAUUUUGUGGUACUUGUUAUUAUAAUGGUUUGACUGGAGAUAAAUCAUUCAACAAAUUAGCACCUACAGGAGGUAUGUUAUUGAUAUCUGCUUGGUUAUCAAUGUUAAUAUAAAAGUUGUAAAAUAAAUAAUUGUUCUAAUA